AUGUCUACGGGAAUAGCUAUCACUUUUCUUCGUCCACCCCUCGAGGCUGGCGCAAGAUCUUCUGUCUCGAUGGCGGCUUUGAUGCAGUCCAAUAACGAGUCUGUCGCCGUAUCUGGAUCAAACGCUUCCAUCUCUAGCCCAGAGCCUAUCUCCUUCCUUAAGCCCUCAUCAAAACCGGAAACCAAUUUAAGUUCUAUCGCGAGCGCAGGUCUUCACGUCUCACGAUACCAACCGUCUACAAUGAUGAGUUCGGCAUCAGCGCCUGCGGAUCGACCGGUAGAUCAGGACAGGGAAGCCGAACGACAUAGUUCUCAUGUUGCUCAGGAGGCAUUGGGUGCGAGUACAAAAUCACCAGGGCCCUCUGCCACUCACGAUUCCCAGAUCCAUGCAUCGCCGGAGCAGAUGCAGGUAGAUGCGCAUGCGAAUGACCCAUCAUCGGACCCCUACGGAUCAAACGACCAUCAUCAUCAUUCACUCAUCAAUUCCACCGUUGCUAGCCCAGGUCCAAUGGAGGAAUCAACGUCUCAGGACGGAGAUCGAUCUCACCCGCGAGAUAAUUCGGAGAUUGACCAAGAUAGCAAUAAAGCCUUUUCAUAUCCUAUACCAACUGGGGGUAUCAAUGACCCCCGUCGCGGUCUGAGUCUGCCCAACGCGGGCUAUAAUAGAGGCAGUCCGCGCUCCCCAUCCGCCAAAAAACACCGCUGCCCCUAUUGCGCUACGGAGUUCACUCGACAACAUAACUUGAAAAGUCAUCUCCUGACACAUAGCCAAGAGAAGCCUUUCGUCUGUGAGACCUGCCAGUCUCGGUUCCGUCGAUUGCACGACUUGAAGCGACACACCAAACUUCAUACUGGCGAGCGACCACAUAUUUGUCCCAAGUGUGGGCGACGCUUUGCUCGCGGUGACGCGCUUGCAAGACAUAACAAAGGUCAAGGUGGAUGUGCUGGUCGGCGAUCGAGCAUGGGCAGUACCUACGCCCCAGACGAUGACUAUGGUGAUGGUCACCCUGCUGAUGACGGAAUGGACGGAUUGGUGUACGCGGAACCAGAGCGUAUGGACGAGGAGGACGAGCGACGACUCAACAUGCCAAGCGUUCGCAAGCAUGAAGAACAUCUCCCUCGAUCCGACUCUUUCCACUCCCGUCAGUCCAGCACAUAUCCACCGAUCAACACUGCCCGCGGUCUGUACCCUCCUGGUACACAAGUAGGAUCAGGAUCAUCGACCACAGCCUCACAACCUAUAAACAUGACCUUCCCACCAACAGGUCACUCUUCCAGCUCGUCUUUAUUUACCCCCACCAAUAUUAGUGACAGUCCCAAACCUGUGUCUCCGAAUGCGCUCUUACAUCAUGACCCGGGUGCCUCGCAUCGUGCGAACUCUCCCACCAUGCCUCAGUCUUUGCCUCACCCACAGUCAUCUUUCAACCGAUCUGGACAACCAUCCUCAUUAACUCAUUCUUCGGGAUUGCCUCUACCCCCUCCACAGCCAGGAGCACCUCAACUGCCUCCACCUGUUAUUAGUUCUCCCGACGCCCGGUUUGGUGCCCUUCAAGCUGCCAACAGACAUACGUCAUCACACAGUCUAUCCAGUAAUCAUGGCUUAUCUGGGCCGGCACCGGAUCCGACUUCUAAUGAACCCACCCAAAUCGAAAAACUAUGGGCGUACGUUCAUACCAUGCGUGAGGAGUUGACAGGACUGCGAGCCGAAGUCGCAGCAUUGCGCGCACAUAAAGCGUCCACAAAUUCAUCAACGGCACCACCAGUAGAAGUGAAUCAAAUGAAUUCCGGUUCACGGUAG
Messenger RNA from Penicillium taxi, 1797 nucleotides. Its product is annotated as C2H2 zinc finger protein. Gene Ontology annotation, biological process: regulation of transcription by RNA polymerase II. Gene Ontology annotation, molecular function: DNA-binding transcription factor activity, RNA polymerase II-specific; RNA polymerase II cis-regulatory region sequence-specific DNA binding. The record is from RefSeq and is a predicted model, not a curated record. Lineage: Eukaryota; Fungi; Ascomycota; Eurotiomycetes; Eurotiales; Aspergillaceae. The coding region runs from base 1 to 1797 and encodes 598 amino acids. The transcript has a single exon.